CAGAGGAGGCGCGGGGGCAGCGCUGAGCCGGGCGGCCGGGGGAGUCCGUCGCGGCUGUCGGCUGGGUUAAAUCAGCCCUUGUUCUUGGGAGUCCUCAGUCGUGCUGCUUUGUCAGAAUUGACCGUGUGCAUUUAGACAUUUGCCUCCAGAUCUGUCAAGUAUGGCCCUGCUGAAGGGCAGUGGCCCCUGAGGAAAAUCACUCCUCAGGCAGAGAAUCGCUGCUGUGACAACCUACUGAGAGUGAUACCACAGAAACUAUGCAAGCAGGUUUCACACUCCUGAAGUAAACAUGAUGAAAACAGAGUCUUCAGGAGAAAGAUCCACCCUCCGAAGUGCCUCUCCUCACAGAAAUGCUUACAGAACUGAGUUCCAGGCACUGAAAAGCACCUUUGACAAACCGAAAUCAGAUGGAGACCAAAAAGCGAAAGAGGAAGGAGAGACCUCACAGAGCAGAGGAAGGAAAUAUGGCUCAAAUGUCAAUAGGAUCAAGAACUUAUUUAUGCAGAUGGGCAUGGAGCCCACUGAAAGUGCUGGAGUUGCCCCUAAAACCAGGGGAAAGGGUGGCCCUCCAUCACCUCAAAGGCGAAUUAGGCCCAAAGAAUUUGUAGAAAAAGCGGAUGGCUCAAUCGUAAAGUUGGAAUCAUCCGUCUCUGAAAGGAUUAGUAGAUUUGACACUCUCCAUGAUGGUCCUUCCUAUUCCAAGUUCACUGAAACUCGGAAGAUGUUUGAGCGAAAUGCUCAUGAAAUGGGACAUUCAAAUCGCUAUUCCCCAAAGAAAGAAAAAAUCAUUUCUAAUGAACUUCCGGAUGAGUGGUGCAGCUCAAAGUCUCACAGAGGCAGCACUGAUUCACUGGACAGUCUUAGCCCAAGGACAGAGACUGUCUCUCCAACUGUGAGUCAACUCAGCGCAGUUUUUGAAAACACUGACUCACACAAUGUAAUAGUAGAAAAGUCGGAAAACAACGAAGAGUACUCUGUAACUGGUCACUAUCCACUAAACCUCUCAUCUACUGUCACAAAUAUCUCCUCCCCAGCUGCAAACCUUGAGGGUUUCAGUCCUUUGAAAGAGGCCAGCACGUGGUCUCCUCCAGCCAAGCAGGCUGAGAACUCUCAGCACACUAACACGCCUCUAACAUCGAGACAGAAGGUGUCCACAGGCACUUCGGCAGGUUCAAAAACAACUGAAGAAAUAAAAAAGAGCACAGAGGCAAGUGCUGAUUCUGUUGAGAGUUCUGCAACAGGUCAACGGGAUUUGGUUGGCGUGCUUGACAGCGAAAGAUCUGUGGAUAGCUGUGCUCGGAGUAAGUCAAAAACAGAGACAGGAGUUUUGGUGCAGCAGAAGGAACGGUCAGAACAUACAGAAGGUAUUUUUGAUCAGCCUGAAGCUGCUGAGUUAACAAGAAAUGUAGCUUCAGGUGGUGAUUUUGCCACAGAUGCAAUUUCCGAUGCUACAGAGUCCCAUUACGAUGAGGAAAGUGAAAAAGAUGGACAGGAAGAUGUGAAUAAUUUUCAGAGUUCCCAUGUGUACAUGCACUCUGACUACAAUGUGUAUCGGGUACGAUCCAGGUAUAAUUCUGACUGGGGAGAGACAGGUACAGAACAGGAUGAUCUAGAUGACAGUGAUGAAAAUAACUGUUAUGAACCUGAUAUGGAAUAUUCUGAAAUUAAUGGAUUGCCAGAUGAAGAUGAAAUCCCAGCCAACAGAAAAAUACAAUUUAGCCGAGCUCCAAUUAAGGUUUUCAAUACAUACUCUAAUGAAGACUAUGACAGAAGAAAUGAUGAAGUUGACCCAGUGGCUGCAUCAGCUGAAUAUGAACUUGAGAAGCGUGUGGAAAAGCUGGAGCUCUUCCCAGUUGAGCUAGAAAAAGAUGAAGAUGGACUUGGCAUAAGCAUUAUUGGAAUGGGAGUUGGAGCUGAUGCAGGCCUUGAAAAACUGGGAAUAUUUGUCAAAACAGUAACAGAGGGUGGGACAGCAGAAAGAGAUGGCAGGAUCCAAGUGAAUGACCAAAUUGUGGAAGUUGAUGGCAUCAGUCUGGUUGGUGUUACACAAAAUUUUGCUGCAACUGUUCUUAGAAACACCAAAGAGAAAGUCAGGUUUGUAAUUGGACGAGAAAAACCGGGACAAGUGAGUGAGGUUGCGCAGCUGAUUAGCCAAACUCUAGAGCAAGAGCGACGCCAGAGAGAGCUGCUGGAGCAGCAUUAUGCACAGUAUGAUGCAGAUGAUGAUGAGACAGGGGAAUAUGCUACAGAUGAAGAAGAUGAAGACAUGGGACCUGUCCUUCCAGGAGGUGACAUGGCUAUUGAAGUGUUCGAUCUCCCUGAAAAUGAUGACAUGUUCUCCCCCAGUGAUGUGGACACCAGCAAACUUGCUCACAAAUUCAAAGAAUUGCAAAUCAAACAUGCAGUUACAGAAGCUGAAAUUCAGAAGCUGAAGACAAAGCUGCAGGCUGCUGAGAAUGAGAAGGUGAGGUGGGAAUUGGAGAAGACCCAACUCCAGCAGAACAUUGAGGAGAAUAAGGAAAGGAUGAUGAAAUUAGAGAGUUAUUGGAUUGAGGCACAAACCCUGUGUCACACAGUGAAUGAGCACCUCAAGGAGACGCAAAGCCAGUAUCAGGCUCUGGAGAAGAAAUAUAACAAGGCAAAGAAAUUAAUCAAGGAUUUUCAGCAAAAGUAAGCAGCUACACCAGGCUCAGAAAAUGACUUAGUGUCCAGAUAGAAAACAUGUAUGUGAUAUAUUUUGAAAUAUGAAACCCACUGUUAAACACCUGUAAGGUAAAGACUAUUUUCCGCUUUUUUUAUUCAUGAAAAGCAUGGACUCUUUAUUAUGGAAAAAUGCUAAUACUAAGCUGUAGUCAUACUGUACCUAAAUAAAGAUUUUGUCUGUAAUAUUCCAGGUUGGUAUAUUUCAGAAUUAGGAGAUAGCUCGAUGUAAUUGCAAACAACUAAGAAUAAUCACAGUAAAGCGUUUGAUAGGCAAAGUUUGCAGCAAUUUAUAUGGGUAUUGUAUCAGCUGGAUUCAUUCCUGCUGUGUACUAAUGUAACAUCAAAAAUAAUAUUGUUUUAUUACAUUUUACAUUUUAUUUUUCUUCUUCUUGUAGAUGCCAAGAAUGUUUGAGCUGAGUUGAGCUAACUGAUGAUUUCCUGGCCCCCUCUGUUUCAUGUGGUCCCCUCUCCCUGGUGGCUAGCAAGAAUA
Messenger RNA from Sturnus vulgaris (Common starling), 3193 nucleotides. Lineage: Eukaryota; Metazoa; Chordata; Aves; Passeriformes; Sturnidae. The record is from RefSeq and is a predicted model, not a curated record.